AUGGCAGCAGUACCCACGAUCGACCUUACACUAGCCGACUCAGAUAAUGAAGACAUAUUUUUUUCUUUUUCCUCUUCUACAAGUAUGGAUAAUGCAGAAAUUAGGAAAGGAGACAUGAAAGGAAGAAAGGCCGAUGAGAAACUUGUUAGGCCUGAUGGCAGUGCAAAGCAACCCCUCUCACAUGCUUGCAGGGCGAUUUUAUCGAAAAAAGAGAGCUCCAAUACAUCUUUGAACGAAGAGGCAACCACGAACAAAAUUUUCCAUAGAAAGGACAGUGGAGAAUAUUUCGACGAAGUAAAUCAAGUCCAUAGUUCGGAGGAAAAAAUGAUGAAGUCAUUCAAUGGCGACAGAAAAGUGCAUGUGAUUAAUUCAGGUAAGCAAAUGACAAGGCCCUCCAACGGUCACGUAGACUCAUCAAAUAAAUAUGAGCAAAGUAAAAUGAGCGAGGAAAUAAUUCAUGAUCAAGUGGAAAAAGAAAAUAUCGAUGUCAUUUUUUCCUCAUACUUUUCCAAGGACUGUAGCAGCAGCGAAGAUGACUUAAAAUCGAAUAAUCAUCGGAAUGGCACUCUCAAUUUUCAGGACCUGAAGUCAAACUCAAACGAGACACGCUCAAGAGGGCAGGAUUGUAGCUAUGUGACAGAGGAGAACCAUUUGGAAAACGAGGACGCGGAUCAGACAAAACAAGCCACAGCUAUAAAUUAUCAUGUCCUUCCACUUGAAUCUAGUGCUAAUCUGAAAUCCGAAACUGAGAAUGACUUGAAAAAUACUAUAACAAAUAUUACCGACGUGCAGCGGUCACCAAUGUUAGUUUCCAACGCAAAAUCUUUCGGAAACGAGGCUAAAAACGGAAUAAGCAAAGCGGAGGAAAGGAUGACCAUCCGACUCCCAGGACUUCGGAGCGAUGCUCUCUUACUUGAGCCAGAACAAAGCGAACUAUUCAAACAUUUUGGUGGACAACCUGUCGACACGGAUGAUGUUAACAUCAAUAAUAAAAGAAAGCACAGUGGUGAAUUAGAAGAUAGUAAGGUAGUUAAGAAACCUUUAUCGCCUUUGAAGUACUUAGAUGACGGCGCGUAUGAUUCCAAUGCUUCUGGACAAAAAAAUAACUCGAUUAUAGUUCUCUCAGAUGGGGAAGAAUCUGCUAUCGGUAUAGACGAUUUCAAAAGUAACUCAAAAGCUUCUGAAAUAAAUAUAAUCAACAAUCAUAACAAUGAUAUGCCAGAAGUUAUAUCUUUACUAGACCUCCCAAACGUUGAUUAUGACAGCCCAGUUAUAAAAGAACUUAGUAAUAGCAAUUCAACAAUGAUAUCAGAAAGCGGCACACAAAACUCAGGUUCACUAACUCUUCAAAAUGCUGUCAAGACGGAGCAAGCCGAGAAGAUUCCCCACCAAGAGACCAAUUCACUUGAGACUGCUAAGAAAAAUCAUCAAAGUUUACUAAAGGAGAUGAAUUCGAAAGAAUUAGAACUGCGCAAUGCUCUCAAUUCUUCUAAAACAAACUCAGAAAUCCUAAGAAAAAAACUAACAAGAAGAGAAAAGGAGGUUUUUGAAGCUGAGAGGCAUUGGCAACUAUUAUUAAGGUCAAUGGGUAGAGGCGGUAGAACUAUCAGCUCAACCCAACAGAUUCUAGUCGAUGGAGCUCAAAGCCAAUUGCAUAAGCUAAAGGAAAAAAGGCAACUAACUAAGGCAAAACUGGAUUCAAUUAACAUGAAGAUGUAUAACUUCAGCGAAAAAUGGAAGUCUUUUGUCCACUCAAAAAACAUAAAACUACAAAAAUCGUUGACCGCACUUGAGCGGUCAAUCAGGGACAACGAAGCCACUGCGACUGUAAAUAAAAGAAACGAAUAUUUGGCUGAAAAGGAGAAAUUAGAUCAGAUGUUGAAAGAAGGGACACUUAGCUUUAGUACUUACAAAAAAUUGACGGGGGAAAUCCAGCAGAAGCUAAACAAUUUUAAAUUGGAAGACCAACGUAAGGGAGAAGCUGGUGGCACUAUGUCAAUAGUACGACAGUCCCUGGCAAAAAGAGAUUUGUUUAUAAAAUCCAUCGAUACUGCAAAAAAUCUACUGGUAAACAAUACAUCAAGAACAGAAAUGACGAAAAAAGUUCUCUAUAAACAUCUGGACAAUUUAAUCUCAUAUAAGAAUUUCUUCGAAGGGGGGAAAUCCUUGAUAGACGUAAACAGAAGAAAUAUCGCACAGGAGUCGGCUCAAAUAUUGUUUACCAAUGGUGUAAAAAUGCCCAUUGUUUUUGAAACUUUACAGGAUUACGGCAUCAAAUUUUCCAACCAGGCCCUUGUCAGCCCUGAUAGAAGAGCUCAAUAUUUCAAAAGCAUUGCACUUGCCCGCGAUCUCAUUUCGAAGUCUGAUAGAUCGGAGGACGCCAAACGAAAGAUCACUCGAUUUUUGAAUAUCCUAGAAGAAUUUCGAAGGGAUAUCGACACUGGAUUUCCACCAACGCCCUUAAAGAGAGAAGGUGUUGGGAAAGCUGUAGUUGGGUUGAGACAGCAAGGACUUAAAAUGGAAAAAUUGUAUGAAAACUUGAGAAGAUAUAAGGUUCCUCUAACAAGUGAAGAGAUCCUACAGCAGAGCUACUUAUUUCCAGCAAACGCGAACGAACCACUUCCCUUAAACUGGAACACCCCAGAAGGUACAGAGAAUGCUAAUUCUAUAGGUAAUACUAUGUCAAUGCAAGAUGAAUUUCAUAUUUCUAAUAUGCAUGCGGCUGAAGAUCAAGAACAGAUAAGGGCUCUUUUGGAAAACGUUAAACAGUCAGAAACUAUUAUUGAUGGCGAAGCACUUACUCCAGAAGACAUGACCGUGAACUUAUUAAAGCAUCAAAGGUUAGGUUUACAUUGGUUGUUACAAGUUGAAAACUCCGCAAAAAAAGGUGGUCUACUUGCCGACGAUAUGGGACUGGGUAAAACUAUUCAAGCUAUUGCAUUAAUGCUGGCAAAUCGAUCAGAUGAUCAUAAAUGUAAAACUAAUCUGAUUGUUGCACCAGUUUCUGUUCUAAGGGUUUGGAAAGGUGAGCUAGAAACGAAAGUAAGAAAGCACGCGAAGUUUAAUACGUUCAUUUUUGGAGGAUCUGGUAAUGGGAAAGUAAAGCAUUGGAAAGAUUUGGCUAGAUAUGAUGCCGUCUUGGUAUCUUAUCAGACCUUAGCAAACGAAUUUAAGAAGCAUUGGCCAAAAAAAUUGGAUGAUGAACAAAAACAACUGCCGGCCGUGCCUCAUAUUCAAGCUUUAAAUGCAUUAAAGACUCCAAGUGAGUACUAUUCUCCAUUUUACUGUAAUGAUUCAACAUUUUACAGAAUUUUAUUGGACGAGGGUCAAAAUAUCAAAAACAAAAACACAAGGGCCUCUAAGGCAUGCUGCACUACAAAUGGUGUAUAUAGAUGGAUUCUAUCUGGUACACCGAUUCAAAAUAGCAUGGAUGAGCUUUACUCUUUGAUACGAUUUUUAAGAAUCCCACCUUACCACAAGGAACAACGGUUCAAGUUAGAUAUUGGGAGAUUUUUCCAGAAAAACAAGCAAUAUGAAUAUGACAAUGAGGAUAGGAAAAAUGCAUUGAAAAAGAUUAGAGUUUUAUUGAAUGCCAUCAUGCUUCGUCGGUCUAAAGCCGAUAAAAUCGACGGCAAACCGUUGCUGGAGCUUCCACCCAAAAUCGUAGAGAUAGACGAAUCAAACCUGAAGGGAGAGGAGUUAAAAUUUUACACAGCUUUAGAAUCAAAAAAUCAAGCACUAGCCAAAAGACUGCUCAAUAAUUCCACUAGGGGUAGUUAUUCCGGCGUUCUCACAUUGCUACUUCGCCUGAGGCAAGCUUGUUGUCAUUCAGAGCUAGUUGUCAUGGGUGAAAAAAAAGCAGAAGGUACAAGGGUAGCAAAUGGGAAAAGCUUUGAAAAUGACUGGCUCAGACUUUACUUGAAAAUUAGUCAUAUGAAUGAGGAAGCGCGGACCCAAGUAAUUACUUCAAUGAAUUCUAUGACUUGUUUCUGGUGUUUGGAACAAUUAGAACCAGAAGCAAUGUCCGUUUUGACAGGGUGCGGCCAUUUAAUUUGCGAUGCAUGUGUCGAACCCUUUAUUGAAGAGUCCUCUUCUUUGCCUCAGGCCAAGAAAACUAGAGGUGGGGCUUUGGCUCUUCCAUGCAAGGAUUGUCAGCGUUUAACAAACGAAAAAGAGAUAGUUUCGCACAAACUGUAUGAUCAGGUAAUAAAUCAGGGAUUCAGUACGGAAGAUUUACACGCAGAAUACCUCAAUGAAAUGGAGAGACAAAAAUUACAACAAAAAGAUGUUUACGUGCCAGAUUUUGUGAACUUGGAACCAUCAACAAAAAUAGAACAGUGUAUAGAGGUUAUCCAAACGGUAUUUGAUGACUCUCCAACUGAAAAAAUCAUUAUUUUCUCCCAGUUUACAACGUUCUUUGAAAUUCUUGAACAUUUCCUGAGAAGUAGAUUGAAUAUUCCUUACUUGAAAUACAUUGGAUCUAUGAAUGCGCAAAGAAGAUCAGACGUAAUUAAUGAGUUUUAUCGUGAUCCUGAGAAAAGAGUACUUCUAAUUUCUAUGAAAGCUGGUAAUUCAGGGCUGACAUUGACAUGCGCAAACCAUGUAAUUAUUGUUGAUCCAUUUUGGAAUCCCUACGUAGAAGAACAAGCUCAAGACCGUUGUUAUAGAAUUAGCCAGACGAAGAAGGUCCAGGUGCAUAAACUAUUUAUCAAGGAUUCUGUUGAGGAUCGUAUUUCUGAAUUGCAGAAAAGGAAAAAGGAAAUGGUUGAUUCUGCCAUGGAUCCGGGGAAGAUAAGAGAAGUGAACAGUUUAGGCCGCCGGGAAUUAGGAUUUUUAUUUGGUUUAAACGCUCUGUGA
This is a messenger RNA of Saccharomyces kudriavzevii IFO 1802, 4857 nucleotides long. RefSeq names its product translocase ULS1 (gene ULS1). Gene Ontology annotation, cellular component: cytoplasm. Lineage: Eukaryota; Fungi; Ascomycota; Saccharomycetes; Saccharomycetales; Saccharomycetaceae. The record is from RefSeq and is a predicted model, not a curated record. The coding region runs from base 1 to 4857 and encodes 1618 amino acids. The transcript has a single exon. Gene Ontology annotation, molecular function: ATP-dependent chromatin remodeler activity; ATP binding.